Chaetomium fimeti is the source of this 3114-nucleotide messenger RNA. RefSeq names its product glycosyltransferase family 20 protein. NCBI's taxonomy places the organism in Eukaryota, Fungi, Ascomycota, Sordariomycetes, Sordariales, Chaetomiaceae. The transcript is spliced from 3 exons. The record is from RefSeq and is a predicted model, not a curated record. The coding region runs from base 1 to 3114 and encodes 1037 amino acids. Gene Ontology annotation, cellular component: cytosol; alpha,alpha-trehalose-phosphate synthase complex (UDP-forming). Gene Ontology annotation, biological process: trehalose biosynthetic process; fungal-type cell wall organization; cellular response to heat. Gene Ontology annotation, molecular function: trehalose-phosphatase activity.
AUGAACCAGAGCGGAGGCGCAUCCGAUGGCGCCCGCAGAGCGGAUACCGUCGAGCCCAACAACUCGCGACCUGAUCUUCCGGAGCACGCUGAGUCUUCUUAUCCACCGCACCUCCGGCCUUCCGUCAUUGAAGUGCCUGUGACACCAGAUAUCACCGAGAGUAGCGACAAGUCCAAUGGCAAUGGCGCUGGCGGGGCAGGGCACGAAUCCGAACCCGGCUACUUCUCGAGACACGAUGUCGACCACGCGAUUGCCGCGUCGCCCGCCCCAGACUCCACAAACCGGGAGGGCCAGUCCUUCCAGAACAAGAUCAACACCGGCGCGAAGGAGGGAACAGACUUCAUGCGGCGCCUGAGCAUCGCUGUCAUGGGUAGUCCCACCGAGAUUGCUCCCAGCAUCGCCCCCGGCACCGAGUUCAGCGCCCCAUCUCGGGAGUCAAUGUCCGAUAUUCGAGCUCUUAGCCCGGACUUGGCGCUCACUGGGAACAUUAUCUCUGCGACUUUCAACAUUCCACAUUCUCUCAAGUAUCGCAAAGGCGCUGACUGGGAAUUGACUCCGCGUCGGGGCCAAUCAGCCCUGUUUGAUUCGUUUUCGUAUCUCUCCUCGGACGACGCGCCCUGGAAUCACACAGUGGUCGCCUGGACCGGCGAGAUCGACCAACCCCCCGAGCUGUCCCCGCCGGACACCCCACCCAGCACAACAGUCCACGUUCGUCCUCUCAAUGUUCUCUCGAAGCCGAUACCCGUCGAUGCCGACAAGCGGCCGCCGACGCCGCCUGCGGCGGACGGUCUGUGGAUCCCGAAAGAAGACAUGCAGCGCCUAGAGACGCAGCUCUCGCACAACCAGAAUAUCAGGACGGUCCCAGUCUGGCUGGCCGACGAUGCGGAGGGGCACGACGAUGGUAUCCUCCUAAAGGACCAGGCGAGAUGGAGGCGGUAUGCCGAGCACGAGCUCUACACUCUCUUCCACUACAAGCAGCACGAGCCGACCGAUGGGCGCGGCGAGCGGAUGCAGUGGGCCGACUACUUCCGCAUGAACCAGAAGUUCGCCAGCAAGAUUCUCGAGGUGUACAAGCCGGGCGACGUCGUCAUCGUCCACGACUUCAACCUGAUGCUCCUCCCGAGCAUGCUACGGCAGCGCGCUCCCCACAUGUACAUCUCCUUCUUCCUGCACUGCCCCUUCCCAAGCAGCGAGUUCCUCCGUUGCCUCUCGCGUCGCAAGGAGGUGCUCGAGGGUGUCCUUGGCGCGAACCUGGUUGGCUUCCAGAGCUACAGCUACUCCCGGCACUUUGCCAGCUGCUGCACCCGCAUCCUGGGCUUUCCGUCGGACAGCUCCGGCGUGGACGCAUACGGCUCGCGCGUCGAAGUCGGCGUCUUCCCGAUCGGCAUCGACGCCACCAAGGUCGCCCGGCUCGCGUGGACGGACUCGGUCACCCGAAAGUACAUGGCCCUCAAGAGCAUGUACGCAGGCAAGAAGCUCAUCGUGGGCCGCGAUCGUCUGGAUAGCGUUCGCGGAGUCGCCCAGAAGCUCAUGGCGUUCGAGCGCUUCCUCGAGAUGUUUCCUGAGUGGCGCGACAAGGUGGUGCUUAUCCAAGUCACUUCUCCCACUAACAUUGAGGAGGAGAAAGAGGACAGCGAAAAUAAGAUUUCGAGUCGCGUCAACGAGCUGGUCAUGAAGAUCAAUGGCGCCUACGGUUCGAUUAGCUUCUCGCCUGUCUUGCACUACCCCCAGUAUAUCAGCCAAGAUGAAUACUUUGCCCUGCUGCGCGCAGCAGACAUCGGCCUCAUCACCUCCGUCCGAGAUGGGAUGAAUACAACCUCACUCGAAUACGUCAUUUGCCAGCGCCAGUCAGCUGGACCGCUCAUUCUUUCCGAGUUCAGCGGCACUGCCGGUUCUCUCAAAGAUGCCAUCCACAUCAACCCGUGGAAUCUGACUGCCGUCGCCGAACAGAUCAACCACGCGCUCACCAUGCCCGAGGGCAGACGCCAGUCGAUGGAGCAGAGCCUCUUGUCUCAUGUCACCAGCAAAAACGUGCAAUUCUGGAUCGCCGGCUUCCUGCGCCGCUUGGUUACUGUCCUCGGCAGCCGGAAGAACGUGACGGCCACGCCCCUGCUCGAUCGGUCGGCCAUGCUCCGCAAAUACCGCGCUUCCAAGAAGCGUUUGUUCAUGUUCGACUACGAUGGUACCCUGACCCCCAUCGUCCGAGAGCCCAGCGCCGCCAUCCCUUCGGAGCGCGUCAUCAACAGCCUGAAGGCCCUUGCGUCGGACCAUCGGAACGCCGUCUGGAUCAUCUCUGGUCGGGACCAGGACUUCUUGACCCAGCAUCUCGGCCACAUCACCGAGCUUGGCUUCAGCGCCGAGCAUGGCAGCUUCAUGAAACACCCGGGUGCGACCGAGUGGGAGAAUCUCGCCGAGAAGUUCGACAUGGGUUGGCAGAAGGAGGUGCUUGAUGUGUUCCAGAAGUAUACCGACAGGGUGCCGGGCUCCUUUAUCGAGCAGAAGCGGUGUGCUCUCACCUGGCACUACCGCCUGGCCGACCCGGAGCAGGGUAUCCACAUGUCGCGCGAGUGCCAGCAUGAGCUCGAGAAUACCGUCGGGCGCAAGUGGGACGUCGAGGUCAUGGCAGGCAAAGCCAACCUUGAGGUCCGCCCCACCUUCAUCAAUAAGGGCGAGAUCGUCAAAAGGCUCGUCAAUACGUACAACGCCGAGCUGCGUGCUGCCGCCCUAGCCGGCAAUAGCCCUUCGGCCGGCAAUAGCCCCAGCGGCGAGGACGCACUUCCGAAUAAGAUCGACUUCGUCCUUUGCCUGGGAGACGACUUUACCGACGAGGACAUGUUCCGCUCCCUUAACGGUUUGUUGCAGCCCACCGAUGGCCAGACCGAAGCCGCGAUCGAGGAGGACGACUGCUUCACCGUUACGGUCGGCGCAAGCACCAAGGUCACGCUCGCCCGCUGGCACUUACUCGAGCCCGAGGACGUCAUUGAGUGUGUGGCGCUCCUUGCUGGGGUCGGGGGGAGUGGCACGGGCGCGACCAGCGGUGGCGUGCUGAGCAUGGGCGAGGUCAACCUGGCUGCGCUGAGCGCUGUCGAGGACCACAUCCCCAAUCCGCUGUGA